CCCAAGGCGGCGGCGUUGGCGAUGGUGUUUGGGGCCGAGCAGCUCCGAGGAGCCUGCUGGAGCCGGAAUCGGACGUCUCUGUUGCGGCCUGCGUUGUGUCUCCUCCUCCGUUGACCCUGUGCUUCAAGGAUGACCUCUAGGAAGAAAGUGUUGCUGAAGGUCAUCAUCCUGGGAGACUCUGGUGUUGGAAAGACAUCUCUCAUGAACCAGUAUGUGAAUAAGAAGUUCAGUAACCAGUACAAAGCCACAAUAGGAGCGGACUUUCUGACCAAGGAGGUGAUGGUGGAUGACAGACUUGUUACCAUGCAGAUCUGGGACACAGCCGGUCAAGAACGGUUCCAGUCUCUUGGUGUGGCCUUCUACAGAGGUGCAGAUUGCUGUGUUCUGGUGUUUGAUGUGACUGCCCCCAACACUUUCAAAACCCUCGACAGCUGGAGAGACGAGUUUCUCAUCCAGGCCAGCCCCCGGGAUCCCGAGAACUUCCCUUUUGUUGUGUUGGGAAACAAGAUUGACCUGGAAAACAGACAAGUGGCCACAAAGAGGGCACAGGCUUGGUGCUACAGCAAAAACAACAUUCCUUACUUCGAGACCAGUGCCAAGGAGGCCAUCAAUGUGGAGCAGGCCUUCUAGACGAUUGCUCGGAAUGCCCUUAAACAGGAAACAGAAGUGGAGCUGUACAAUGAAUUCCCUGAACCCAUCAAACUGGACAAGAAUGACCGGGCCAAGGCCUCCGCAGAAAGCUGCAGUUGUUGAAGGGGCAGUGANCACAGAGUCCUUCACAGACCAAGAACACACACGUAGGCCUUCAAUAAGCGUCCCUCCUNCUCCAAACAGACCAGAACGUGAGCUCUCACAUCCAGCUGCCAAAAGAAACUCCACCAAACAGUUAUCCAACACACACACAUACACAAAACACACUCGUGCACACACAAACACAUACACA
Mus caroli (Ryukyu mouse) is the source of this 943-nucleotide messenger RNA. Its product is annotated as ras-related protein Rab-7a. The record is from RefSeq and is a predicted model, not a curated record. Gene Ontology annotation, cellular component: late endosome; phagocytic vesicle; lysosome. NCBI's taxonomy places the organism in Eukaryota, Metazoa, Chordata, Mammalia, Rodentia, Muridae. Gene Ontology annotation, biological process: phagosome-lysosome fusion; endosome to lysosome transport. Gene Ontology annotation, molecular function: GTPase activity; GTP binding.